CCCAUCUCCGCUAGCUUUCGCGCCGAGGUAAUUAUAAGUUGUGUUAUUGCCAUCGACUGGUGCCUUGCCUGACCGAGCAAGAUGUGAAGGAGACAGCAUGCAUAGGUAGGGAAGAAGACCCGACCAUUUCAGCCGGACCGAUCUCGAAAAUGCAGCAGACGUUGUCUCUCGGAUUUUGUGGUACGAGUACUAUGCGACGGGAUGCAUACUACUGUAGCAGAUUUCUUGCUCAGGCCUAGACCAGCCAACGCACUCCAUGACGGCUUGAGUAAAGGAUUGUCGAAGAGGCUGGAUUUUCGCAUGGCUGUGUGACUCGUGGCUUGCAUCAUAAAGCCAACAUGGUGCAUACAUCUCCUCAAUGAUUGGCGAGAAUGCGGCGCCGAGUUCAGAGCGCAGUUUUCGAUUGUCCACGACUGAUUCCCAACUCACAGCUCGAUGAUAUUCCUGUAGUCUUUCUGCGACCACCAAAGUCGUCCCAAACCUUACCCUUCCCGGAUGGCAUCAAGUUGUGGUAUGAUCCGCCUGAUGCUUGUGUUGAUAUCUGCUUUGUCCAUGGCCUCACUGGCAAUCGCGACAGCACUUGGACGGCUGACGGAGAAGAAGAGCCAUGGCCGAAAAUUCUUCUUGCCAACAAGCUGAAUAGGGCGAGAAUCAUUACGUGGGGUUAUGAUGCAUACGUGGUCCGUAUAUCUACGGCAUCGCAGAACAAGCUACUUGACCACGCCACAAACCCUGUUCGGGAUAUAACAGAUCACCGCUCGGACAACACUUCCUCCCGUCCUCUUUAUUUUAUCGCCCAUAGUCUCGGAGGCCUGGCUUGCAAAAGAGCAGUUUUGCUCUCAAGACACAACGCUGACCUUCACUUCAGAAGCGUCUUUGAUACUACCAGAGGCAUUUUAUUCCUGGGAACUCCUCAUAGUGGCAGUUGGCUUGCGGACUGGAGCAGAAUACCCGCAAACGCGCUUGGAUUGUUCAAAUCGAGCAAUGUGUCACUCCUGGAGACAUUGAAGACUGACAAUCAACUUUUGCACGACCUACAAAGGGACUUUAUGAACAUGGUCAGGGAGAUGGAUCGGCCCCAGGGGCCGCUCCAAGUUGCAUGCUUCUUUGAAGAGCUUGGCACUAAAGGAGCGGGCAUCAUCGUCACAAAAGAAUCUGCAACCUUCCCCGGGUACGAUCCUGCUAGCAUCCACGCAAAUCACCGCGACAUGGUAAAAUUCGCCUCGGAAGACGACAAUGGCUUCAAGAGAGUGCUUGGAGACGUACGAAGAUGGAUUGCAACAACGAGGUAG
Messenger RNA from Exophiala viscosa, 1292 nucleotides. RefSeq lists its product as uncharacterized. NCBI's taxonomy places the organism in Eukaryota, Fungi, Ascomycota, Eurotiomycetes, Chaetothyriales, Herpotrichiellaceae. The coding region runs from base 372 to 1292 and encodes 306 amino acids. The record is from RefSeq and is a predicted model, not a curated record. The transcript has 2 exons.